AUGAACGCCGUCUUUCGACUGCUCCUCAAAGACGAUAUGAAGAAACGGGCCGAAAACGACGGGGUACUGCGAGUUGGAACCAUGUCCCACAAUCUUUCUGUUUCCGGAAUAGGUCCUCCUCCAUCUCUUUCUGCUUAUAGGUUACGGUCACAGACCAAAAGAUUGCCUCUGCAACAGACAGCCAACAACCCAUCCGGUGCCCAUCGUACCCAGGAAGUUGGGGUUAGAAGACAAGAUGGGUCAGGAUCGGGGGACUCAAGGUUUAAUAAUUCAAUUGACGAUGUCGAAUCUUAUAGCGUUGACAUAGUUGAAGGAAGCUACAAGGACUCUCGUGAGAAGCCCUCCAGCAAUUCAGAGCUGGACGGAACUGAGUCUGGGCAUGAUCAUGCCAGUGGCGAUUGGGACGACGAUGUCAACAUGGACACGACUGAGGCUCCCGGCGCUGUAGCCAGCAACGAGAGGAGCAUGCAAGUCGCCAUAAACGACUCUGGAGAUAUAGAUAUCAGCUUUGGGACUGAGUCGUCCAUGGUCACAAAAUCGACCACCGAUGUCACGAAGUAUACCACGGAUUCGGACGAUCACAAACUCCGAUGGAGGACUCCCGACUUCUCUGUCUUCCUUCACGCCUCCCCUCACUUCUUCCCCGUUCUCACAUGCGAAAUCAAACCGAUGGUUGGUGUCCAUAUUCCUGCGGGAGACGCUCUCUUUGCAUUGCCAAAUUUCCUUCAAAGCCCCGGAGGCAGAAUUACGGCCCUUGGUAUUAUCAAUGGUGCCAGGUCUCAGGCGGAGGAGCAAAUACGGUGCGUCUUCAGCGAGUUCCCUGAACUCGAAAAGGUCGUUUUCGUAUUUGUCGCGGGGUUUCUGUAUGUCGUCCAGGAGGUAACCUACACGAGAGGGAUAUCUCAAGACCCUAUCUUUCCCUCACAAUUCACCCUAACGGAGUCUGAUUUCCUGUUCGACGAGGAAAUCAUCAAGUCGGAGGGGCGCUUUGUGCCUAAUGACAAUCUAAAGAAACUUUGGAGAACGCUUCUUCCGCAACCCCACGAAAAAGAGUCGCUGUAG
This is a messenger RNA of Coprinopsis cinerea okayama7#130, 1062 nucleotides long. RefSeq lists its product as hypothetical. The transcript is spliced from 6 exons. Lineage: Eukaryota; Fungi; Basidiomycota; Agaricomycetes; Agaricales; Psathyrellaceae. The record is from RefSeq and is a predicted model, not a curated record. The coding region runs from base 1 to 1062 and encodes 353 amino acids.